AUGACUUCGAAGAAUUACAGUAAAGGAGGCCACCAGACGAACUGCAGGAAGGGAAUAUUAUCUGAAAAAGCAUCGUCGUUUCAAGGAAGAAGUAGUGGCAUAGUGGCGGAAGGGAUGCUGCCGCGGCCAAGAAAGGUACCGGACUUGGUAGCAGUGAAGAGAGUUGGUGAAUGGUUGCCGGAUGUAGCGGUGGUGCAAGAGAGGCCUAAGCUUACGAAAUUGCUGAUAACUGUGACAAUACAGAGAAGCGUUGGCGCUGUGCAGGUGGUGAUGCCACCGGAGGCCACGGUGGAGGAUUUGAUUGCGGCGGCGCUGAGGCAGUAUUCCAAGGAGGGAAGGCGGCUGAUUCUCCCGUCCACAGACCCUACUGGCUUCGACCUCCAUUACUCUCAGUUUAGCCUAGAAAGUUUAAAUCGGAAGGAGAAGUUGAUGGCGUUGGGGUCAAGGAAUUUUUUUCUAUGUACAAAAAGGCUGGCUAAGGCCACAAGAGACGGCGGAGCUGUGACGACGGCGCCUCCGCCAUCAAGCUGUUCAAAUGAAUCUGCUAACCAUACCAUGAAUGGGUUGUCUUGGCUCAUGUUCAUGGAUUUUUUACUGUGA
Molecule: messenger RNA, 600 nt
Organism: Fraxinus pennsylvanica
Lineage: Eukaryota; Viridiplantae; Streptophyta; Magnoliopsida; Lamiales; Oleaceae
Source: the annotation of a GenBank genome assembly